Messenger RNA from Aspergillus nidulans FGSC A4, 2442 nucleotides. Its product is annotated as protein artB. The record is from RefSeq and is a predicted model, not a curated record. NCBI's taxonomy places the organism in Eukaryota, Fungi, Ascomycota, Eurotiomycetes, Eurotiales, Aspergillaceae. The transcript is spliced from 3 exons. Bases 1 to 2442 code for a protein of 813 amino acids.
AUGACAGCUGCUCAUGUGCCUCAGGAUUUACCAGGAUCAGACACCGCCGCAAAUCUAGUCGCCGGUCAAUUCCCCUGCGAGACGUCUGAACCCGUCCCUCUGCUUUCGAGCCUGCUGCAUUCCAGGCUUCACCAUCGCCGGUCAACUACUGUGACCGCGACAGUCGAAAAUACCGAUUUCGCGACCCAACAAUUUCCCAAGCAAGCCGGUCUCGCUCGUCGCGGGUCUAUCUUCAGAAAGCUGGCGGGUCCCCGGGAAAACGCGAAGCGCUUUCUCCGCCUAGGAACCGCCCAAUCUCCAGCGCCGCCGUCGCAGGAUCGCCCGAUGGCUCGGCCACGUCGUCAUCGCCCUGUCUCUGAGAUCAUUCUUUCCCCAGACGAUGUCAACAUGCUUGCCGCCCCAUCUCUUCAUCCGGGCAGAAUGCGCUCGCAUUCUUCCUCGAACUCGUCGGUAGUAGCCUCUCGUGGGCCGUCGCCGGGCUGCGUUCCUGACAACGCGUCGUUUCCAUCGUUGCCGAACGAAAAGAUCGUUGCGACGGGAAGUGGGAUUGCUGUUGGAAUCGCCCUUACGGAGCCUGUGCUCUUCCUUCAGGGCUACGACCAGAAUGACCCUACUACAAAGAAGUCUGCCAUCUUGCGCGGGCAGUUGCAUUUAAAGAUAUCAAAAAGUGUCAAGAUCAAGAAAAUCUCGAUUUGUUUCAGAGGACAGGCGCAGACCGAUUGGCCAGAUGGAAUUCCGCCCAAGAAGAUCCACUUUCACGAUAAGAAAGACCUAGUUACCCAUGGAGUCGUAUACUUCAAUCACGGCGAUACAGCUCUUAUGCAAAAUGACUACGGCGCCCACAUUUAUAAGCACGCCAAACCUCUAAGUGUAGUAACGGGGAACAAGGAUAGCACGACUACGAUCACCCGAGAGGUUUUUAGUAACAGCAACUCCUCAACAUCGCUCAAUGGUCUGACCAGCAGAGAGGCAAAACGCCUCUCAUUACAGUCCAGCAACUCGCGCAGUUUUGGUAAGGGCGAUCCGCCGCCGGCCGGUCCGCCCCAAACUCAGCGCAACUAUCGAUUGUUUCCAGUCGGCGAUUAUCUGUACAGUUUUGAGUUCCCAAUCGACGGUUCCCUUCCAGAGACGAUCAAGACGGAACUCGGCUUUGUGAGGUAUGAUCUGGAAGCCAUCGUGGAGCGUUCCGGCGCUUUCCGGCCAAACCUGCUGGGCACCCUGGAAGUGCCCGUCAUCCGCACACCGGCAGAAGGCUCGCUAGAGCAAGUCGAACCGAUUGCCAUUUCGCGGAACUGGGAGGACCAGCUGCACUAUGAUAUUGUGAUUUCGGGGAAAUCCUUUCCGCUUGGGUCUCAGAUUCCGAUAGCUUUCAAGCUUACUCCUCUAGCAAAGGUUGAGUGCCACCGGAUCAAGGUCUUUGUGACGGAAAACAUUCAGCACUGGACUGCCGACAAGAGUGUACACAGAUUUCAACCUGCAAAGAAGGUACUGCUUUUCGAGAAACGGGCCGACCAGGCAAGCACCAGCACGUAUCCCGGUAGCUCAAUGCGCGUUACGGCUGGUGGAGGCAUCGAAUGGGAUCAACGCGCAGCUGCUGCGCGAGGGGAGGAAAUUGUCGAACGGGGUCGAACCAACCUACUUGGAAACCUGAACAGUGAAUCCGGGGUAGGACCGACUGAAAUGGAAUUCAGUGUUCAACUUCCGAGCUGCCACGAAAUGAAGAAUCGAGAUGAGUCCCAGCGUUUGCAUUUUGACACAACGUAUGACAACAUCCAGAUCAACCAUUGGAUCAAGAUCGUCCUUCGUCUGUCUAAGCAAGAUGAACGUGAUCCCGGGAAACGACGACACUUUGAAAUCUCGAUUGAUUCGCCCUUCCAUCUUCUCUCAUGUAAAGCCACGCAAGCAAACAUAUACCUACCGGCGUAUACAAACCCUGGAUCGGAGCCUGCAAGUCCAGCACCACAGUUUGAAUGUGGAUGUGCGGGCGCUCCGCAAAUCCGCCGGAAUGGAUCUCGCACUCCGUCCAGCUCUGACCGUGAUGAUCCACCGGCUCACGUUACUAGGAGCUUUACUAGUGGUUCUGGCGGUUUGGCCCGACCUCCAGCGGCGCAUCUAGCUUCCGAGUCAGACGGACAAGUGACCGAACAGGUGCCUCGGCCGAUGCACCUGCUCCGCGCCCCAUCUUUUGCACCGCCCGCAUUUGACGAGGUGCCUCCUCCGCCACCCCUCAUCACACCUCCGCCAGAGUAUACUAGUAUAGUCGGAGACAACGACCGCGAAGCAGUGCUGCAAGACUACUUCUCGCGUCUCUCCACCUACGAAGAACAUGUCGACGAUGAGCGAGGCUCAGGACGAGUCGACGUGCCCUUAACACCUGGGGCGCGCGUCAACCGCAGUAUGGACGUUCCGAGAGAAUGGAUCCGUCUAGAUCAGACGGCGUGA